AUGCUGGUACUACCGCACCAGAUUGCCUCCCCACAGAACAAUGUUGAAGAAGAGGGUGGUGUCAGUCAGGAUGCGCCAGUCUGCAAGGACAGGUGCAAAGGAUUCCAACCAUGGAAGGGCUUGGGGAUUGGCCUCUCUCCAGGGCUCAUGGUGUGGCACCACAACAGCCAUGGUCAUAUGUUUGGGCACUGCAGGCGCUGCCAGCAUGGCAGGUGCAGCCUUAUGGUGCUGAGACCCACACUGGUCCAACCAGGAUUGCUGCAGGUAGCAGCUAUGCAGCCUGUUGGACAAGUGCCUGCACCGCUGCCACUUGCAUGGGGGCUGUGGGAUUGGGACUGCCCCAGGUGGUCUAGUUUGCACAGAGUGUUGCUGUUGCCAUUGUGCCAACCCCUGUUCUGGGGUGGUGGCACAAGAAUGGCAGCAGUGGCUGUAGCCGUGACAACAGUCUGGGCUGCUGCCGCCUUGGGCUUGGCCACUGCAGUUAUUGCCAUGGGUGCAGCCUACUGGAGAUUAGCAGUGUGUGUGGCAAAGUGUCUGACAAUGAGCAGUGAGCUGCAAUUCAAGCGAUUGCCUACAGUGGCGAAAAUGUGCGAGAAAUUUUACCCCGCUGCCGAGGGUUGGGUGAUCCGUGUUUACCAUGAUUUUGAAGCAACUGACCCCAACUUCCGAUCCGUCAUGUGCAAAGCGAGCUGCGAAUUUGCCAAUAUAGAUUUUUGCUACGUCAAAAGCCUUCAAGCGCCACUUGAUUCAUACGCUUCUCCAAGUGUUCACCCAAUGAUCUGGAGAUUCCUUCCCAUGGCAGAUCCAAGAACUGACAUAUUCCUCAGUCGUGACUUGGACUCUGACAUCACUCAAAGAGAAUUGGACGCUGUCAACGAUUGGCUGAGUUCUGGAAAAAUUUUGCAUUCAAUGCGGGAUAAUCCCAAUCACGGUGCUACAAUCCUCGGUGGCAUGUGGGGUACAAGUAAGCUGUCCCAAUUGGCCAAAAAUGUCAACUGGGAAGAGAUAGAAUCAAAGAUGCUGAAGCAAAUUGGAGCAAAUCCAGUGAUUAGAAGCAUGAAAGGACUGGACCAAGUCAUCAUUGGAUCCGUCGUAUAUCCAGCUGUUUGCAAGACUCCUGAACUGGCCAAAAGUUUUUGCAAGAUUCAUGACAGCUAUUUCUGCAAAACGUUUGGUGAUUCAGACCCGUGGCCGUCACAGCGGAACUUGACAGUGAGGAACAAUUUUGUUGGGGCUAAUGGACAUGGACCGAUGAAGAUCCCUUGUCCUGUGGAAUGCCGACCGAAGGAUCAUCAAGAUUGGGAAUUCUGCUAGUUGAAUUGACAGGUUUUCUGUGAUUUUGCUGUGAUGGAAAAAAUUUAAUUCCUGACAUUUUCACGUUGCAUGAAUGAAUACGGCGACGCUGAAAUUUUCAAACAAACUCCGCUGCUUUUCCUCCUUUGUCAACAGUAGUUGGGAAAUUAAAAGAACUGUAAAUGGCAACAUUUUUACAGUCAUUUUUUUCAAAAAUA
Messenger RNA from Notodromas monacha, 1511 nucleotides. The record is from the annotation of a GenBank genome assembly. Lineage: Eukaryota; Metazoa; Arthropoda; Ostracoda; Podocopida; Cyprididae.